AUGAGCAACCAGAGCUGCCAGGAAUACUUCAUCUUGUUGGGUUUCUCAGACAGACCAUGGCUAGAGCAGAUUCUCUUUGUGUUCGUUCUCAUCUUCUACCUUGUGACAUUGGUGGGCAACAUCAUCAUUAUCUUGGUUUCCUGCCUGGAUCCUAGUCUCCACACACCCAUGUACUUCUUCCUCACCAACUUGUCAUUCCUAGAUCUAUGUUUUACCACCAGUUCCAUACCUCAGUUGCUUUACAAUCUAGGUGGCUCAGAUAAGACUAUCAGUUACACUGGAUGUGCCAUUCAGCUCUUUAUGUUCUUGGGGCUGGGAGGCACAGAAUGUGUUCUCUUGGCAGUCAUGGCUUAUGACCGCUUCAUAGCAAUCUGCAAACCCCUCCACUAUUCUGUCAUUAUGCACACUCAACUCUGUUGGAAGUUGGUGUCUGUGGCCUGGGGAGUUGGGCUCCUCAACUCCCUAGUUAUGUCUCCAGUGACAAUGAAGCUACCAAGAUGUGAUAAAUGCAGGGUGAAGCAUUUUCUCUGUGAAAUGCCAGCUCUGAUAAAAAUAGCUUGUGUGGACACAGUAGCUAUUGAGAGCACUGUUUUUAUUUUAUCAGUAAUAAUUGUUCUGGUGCCACUGUCACUUAUCCUUAUUUCCUAUAGUUACAUUGCCUUAGCGGUGCUGAGGAUCAAAUCUGCCUCUGGAAGAAGGAAAGCUUUUAAUACAUGUGGGUCCCAUCUCACUGUGGUAUCCUUGUUUUAUGGAAAUAUUAUCUAUAUGUAUAUGCAACCAGGAAAUAAUUCAUCCCAGGACCAAGGGAAAUUCCUUACCCUUUUCUACAACUUGGUGACACCCAUGUUGAACCCUCUCAUCUAUACACUGAGAAACAAGGAUGUAAAGGGUGCACUGAAGAGACUUAUUGGAAGGGAAGAAGUCAAGCUCUGA
Erinaceus europaeus (western European hedgehog) is the source of this 933-nucleotide messenger RNA. RefSeq names its product olfactory receptor 2W3-like. The coding region runs from base 1 to 933 and encodes 310 amino acids. Gene Ontology annotation, cellular component: membrane. Gene Ontology annotation, molecular function: G protein-coupled receptor activity; olfactory receptor activity. Gene Ontology annotation, biological process: G protein-coupled receptor signaling pathway. Lineage: Eukaryota; Metazoa; Chordata; Mammalia; Eulipotyphla; Erinaceidae. The record is from RefSeq and is a predicted model, not a curated record. The transcript has 2 exons.